UGCGCACCUGUCAGCAAGAGAUGUUGAUUCUCUCAUUGUCCUCAUGGGUAACUUAUUUAAGCAGGUCAACAAUGUCAGCAGUUUGGAGGUGCUUCUGCAACAUCAGAAUAAAGACAGGAGCAAGAAUAACACAGAGGGUGCAGCUGGUUGUCAUGGCAGCAGUGCUGGCGAUGGUUUGUCCUGGGAAGGGCUGCAGCAUUGACUGUCGUCCGAUCCUUACCACCAUCUCAGUGAAGGGCUGUGGAAUAACAGAACUGGUCAACACCACCGAGUGUACUGGACACUGCUUCAUGACGGAUCACAGCUAUCAAGGAAAUCGGCAGCAGCAGAAGACGUGCAACGGAGACUGGACCUAUAUGUUUAAACGUAUUGAUGGGUGUCCAGAGGAAGUGCCCUACCCUGUGGCCAUGAAAUGCAAUUGUGCUGUAUGUGAUCUAAAGACCAUGGACUGUGGACGGUUUGUUGAAACUAUACCAACAUGUGAUCCAUUGUUAAAAGAGUAAAUGUACAUAGUUACAUUUAUUGGCUUCAAUUGGCUGGAACUGAAAUAAACAGACAUUACUCAAGUGCA
This is a messenger RNA of Cynoglossus semilaevis (tongue sole), 571 nucleotides long. Its product is annotated as gonadotropin subunit beta-1. Gene Ontology annotation, biological process: G protein-coupled receptor signaling pathway; ovulation. The record is from RefSeq and is a predicted model, not a curated record. Gene Ontology annotation, cellular component: extracellular region; cytoplasm. The coding region runs from base 21 to 503 and encodes 160 amino acids. The transcript has 3 exons. NCBI's taxonomy places the organism in Eukaryota, Metazoa, Chordata, Actinopteri, Pleuronectiformes, Cynoglossidae. Gene Ontology annotation, molecular function: hormone activity.